AUGCCAUUAAUACUGUUUCUUUACGUUACCUUAAGUUUUCUAAUUACUUCAGAUAAUCUUUUGCUGAUUUUGGCUGUUAAAUCGACUCGUUCCCUCCAAAAGGCGGCGAAUUUUUCACUGGUUUCUUUAGCAGUGGCUGAUUUAUUUGUUGGCGUCAUUGUGUUGCCCCUGAGAAUAGUGGAAGCACAGGCUUUCAGUUGGUCGCGAAGUAUAUUUUGGUGCCAAUGUUCCCUGAGUCUGACUUUGUUCAGCUUGUCAGCUACGAUGCUGAACCUUUUGAUUCUAACGAUUGAACGUUAUUGCGCUAUCAUCGUACCUCUCUUUUACCAAAGCAAAUUCUCCUCGCGGAGAAUUUUCUACGCCAUAGUAGUAGGUUGGAUGGUGGCUGUCAUGAUAUCAUUCCUACCAUUUGUAGGCUUAAAGAACAAAACUGCUCAGGAGCGAAGCAAACAGCACAGAAUUUGUAGAUUCGCAGACACGAUGAGCGCCGAAUAUCUGUCAUUUUUUUCUGCCGUUGUUGUUUUAUUUCCAACUUUAUUCAUCAGUUAUGCCUACGUUAAAAUUUUCCUGGCUGCAAGCAAGCUUAGACGUCGACUGAACUCUCUGCAGAUUCCCAGAGAAGGAGAGGAAAUCGUGUCGGCGUUGAAGGAGUCGAAAACCGCGAAGAACAUUGGUGAGUUGUACUUAAUGUUUAAUUUAACCAUACAUUUUACCUAAGGAAAGAAUUUCCCUGGCGAAGAUUUUAGAAAGCAACCUACCACACUAAAGGAAAAGGAAAGUUUAUAAUUUUCAAGACCAGUAUACUUAGUCCUGAAAAUUAUAUUUUAAAAGUCUGCUCGGGUGAUUGAAAUCUGCUUGAAUUAAUUCCUUUAUCAUAUUUCGCCAGCCCAAAAUGCAAUGAAUUUCAUCAGAUUAACUGCUAAAAAUGUUGUGGCGGCGUAGGUUUCAAAUUUUGAUUAACUGCCCGAUCUCUUUCAGACAUUUUUUAAAAGUCUUUUUACUUACUCUUUUUUGGAAUUAAACUGAAUUAUACUCGGUUUUUGCAAUUAAACAAUUUGAAGUCAUAAAACCCCGUCCUUAGAGAUUUCAAUGCUCUGGUUUUAAAGUCCCGCUGCCUGCUAAAUUCAGAAACUCGCUUAAACGAAAUUUUAUUUUUCUAAAUCAGGAGUUGUAAAUGAAAAAAGUGGAGAAAAACCAACGGGUAUUAAUGCAUGCAUGCAUUUUGCUUCGUACGCGACCAUCUGAAAUGCGUUGCUUGUGUGAAACCUUUUUUCUUUUCUAAAAGUAUACAACAGCAGGUGAUCAAUCGAUCAUCUAACUAUAUUCUUCUAACUUAUGCUGACAUAUAAUAAUAGUAUGAAUAUCGAUCUAUUCAUGUCUAUUCAAUGCUAGGCAGUCAGUCGAAACACUCUGACAAAUAUCAUUUUUGCUGCCUACAGACUGGCCUACGGCAAUAGCCCAGCUUCGAUCUAUUAAACUUCAGCUCACGCCCUAGUCAAAAAGUUAGACUUAAAUUGCUUAUUUUCCCUCGAGGUCUUCUGCUUCUACAGGCCCAGGUUGAACUUUUAUUAUAUAAUUUAAUACUCUUAACUUUCUGCUCUGUGCCAAAUUCUGGAAACUGAUUCGUUGAUUGAAGCAGUGUGUUAUAAUGACUUUGAUAACGCACUAUUUUCAUGCUUUCAUUACAUCUCUCCAUUUCAGAGACCUUUUAUAAACUUGACAAAGUAAUUUUUCAAAACUUUGAAUUAUCUUAAUCUGAGAAAACAGCAAAUAUUUCGCAACGCUACCACUGGUCUCCCGCUAAAUCAGGGGCACCCAAAGAGAAAUUUUCAGCAAAAGACCUAAAAACAACAAAUUAACAAAGCAUGAAUAAAGCUUUCUGAAACCAUUUUAAUUAAGCAUUUUUGGAGAUUGCUGGCAAAAAAUUACCUGUAGUGUUGUUUCUUACUCCCAGCAAGACUGAUGGAAGAGUUAAGAGCCAGCAAGGUGCACCUACAAUCUGCAACCUGACUUACUAGAAAGUUUCCCAGCAGACGUACGUACAGACAUUACUGCCCAGUUUGGGUGUGGUCAUAGGGAAAAAUUCAGCCCUUACAUCAAAUCAAAUCCCCUCAGACACCAUGAAUUGCCUACCUCCCAGCAACUGUUUCCUUCCAAGGACAUAUUACUCGUUCCAAGUCUUCCAGCCAGCAAAAAUUUGCUUGAAGAACAGAUAUUUUGAGAAACAGAUCCAUUGGGUGCCCCUGCUAGAUGACGUCUGAGAAACGAGCGCAGAAAUUAUUCCAUACUGACUACAGUAGUUAUAGCUAUCGUUAAGUGCCAAUGAGCAAAGAUUUUACCUAUACGCGCGCACUGUUCAGUUUGUUUAGAAAUGUCAUGAGUUACCGGAAUUUACGAAAAAUAGUUUGAACUCAAUUCGAUUACAUAAGCAAAAAUUACCUUAAAAAUAGUGAACUAAACUGUUCUACUGCAUAAAGAAUUUGAAAUACCGACUUUAUAUAGCAUAUUUUUCGAGAAACUGAAAUUCGUGUUUUUGCCCGAAGUUGCGCACAGGUCAUUUUGCGUAAAAUUUAGUUGUCCUAUAAGCGAACUUAGAAUCCUCGAAAAAUCAUAAGUCCGCGAAUAUUCAAUGUAUAGAUUUGUAUUUAGUCUCUUUUUAAAGCUUAAGGUGUCUACUUUUCAGAAAAAAAAGAUUUAUGGUGCGCCAAUGAAGCCUUUCUAAUUAUUUGUCUUGAAAGGCAGUAAUUUUUCCGGCGUUAUAAUUUUUUCCUAGAGGCGUAAACAGCCAAUGUCUCUAUUAGGUUUCUUUUUAAGGCUAAGGAAGUCUACUUUUCAGGAAGAAAAAAAAAAAGAUUUAUGGUGCGCCGAGGAAGCCUUCCGAAUUAUUUUGCUUCAAAGACACAAUAAAUAUUGCGGAGUUAUUAUUUUUUCCUAGGGGCAUAAACAGGUAGCAGUGUAUUUGGGUAAAAUAUUUUGAACUCAAUUCGAUUGCAUGACCGAAAAUUGCCUUGCAAACCGUGAACUAAACUGUUCGGCUACUGCAUAAAGAAUUCGAAACAUUGACUUUACAUAGCAUAUUUUCUUAUAGUCUUUGUUCUGCAUUACGUCAUAACAGUUACUUUUCACUACCUUAAUAUGUUACAUCAUCGCUUCGAGAUUCCUUCUCCCUUGGAACUUCCGCGCACGGCUUUAUUAUGCUGCCCCCUCGCAGCCUCGCGUCUUGGCGCGCCUGCUCGUUGGCAGUAACGUGUCUACGCAGAUCUGGGUUGCGCUUCUGAUUGGUUGAAGCAAAAUUUCCCACGCGACACGACCAAUCAGAAGCAUUACCUAGACCUGGAUAGUGACGCAUCAUCAGUAUGGAAUUUCUGCGCUCGUUUCUCACACGUCAUUUAGAGGGGGAAACCAAUGGUGGCGUCGCAAAAUGAUGUCGGUUGGUUUCUCAGGCUGCGUGCAUGCGUGCGUGUUGGCAGUGGUGUGCAAACGAAUGCAACAACUCCCAACAAUGCUGGGACCUGCAGUGCACCGUAGGAAGGAUACAACCCAUAAGACUUUGUAAACCAUGAGUAAUGAACGUGCGUGGCCCUAACAAUGUUGGAAGACCUGUGCAAACGGAUCCAACAUUGUUGUGCUACGCUUCGGUGAUCACGGAACAAAAGAAAUGUUGGGAGUUGUUGGCUGAAAAGUUUGACCGGUUUCAAACUUUGCGCAACGACACGCAACAACAUCCAACAGCAUGCAACAGGGUGUGCAAACGGACGCAACAUGAAACAUCCAACAAUGUUGGGAGUUGUUGGCGAACAAUGUUGCUUCCGUUUUCGGGGGGCUUCAGGCGAGAAUUAUCUUAGAUUUGUAGGAUCCUUCUGGUGAGAGCAUUUUGGUCUCUCUCAUUGCUUUCUGUAAAGAAUCAAGUGGUGUUGAUUUUGAAAUGAAAGAAAUUCUAACUAAACUACACAAAUUCAGCUGUAUUUUGGCCUAUCAUCUUCAUCCGAUUAGGGUUAUUGUUAGUUUAAAAUGCUGAGAGCUUGACUGAAAAGUUACUGCUACUCGAGGAGAAGAACUGAGUAACCUUGCUGACGACGGUUGUAACAGCAUCCAUCAGUUAAUUAAUUUAGACUGAAGGAUGAUGAUGUUGUAACAAAUUAUCAAAAAGUUUCAGACGGUUUCGAGUACUAUAACCCUCCUUCAGGGUAAAUUCACACCCUCUAUAGGUACACCCCCUUAAUGCGGACACCUCGCAAGAGAGAAUGAUGUACACCUCGUUAUUACGGACAGUUUGCUUUAUACCUGGGGAAAGAAAGCCCUUACAUUUUCUUUAAAAUCGACCCACUUAAUAUGUACGCCCCGUUAAUACGGACACUUUCUAUGCAUGGUCGCUAUCUGACUGAGUGUCCGUACUGACGAGGUUUGACUGUACGGUAAGCCGGCCUGUCAUUUCCUUCAGGAAGGACAUUUAUUUUCGACACUUUAUAGGAAAGGGUCAGAAAUUAAUUCGGAUUAUUAUGUCAAUGGCAGCUCGUAAUUGGUUUUACUUGUUUGAAAGUUGAUUUUCGUGGUUUUUUCAGCAGACUUCCGUGGGGAAGGAACGCGUGCCGAAGCCCCGCACGCUGACCAUUAUAGCCGGGCCACGCUGCCGCCGGACGCUGCAGCACCUUUUGUGUCUACCACUUCAAGAUAAUUUUAAUCUCGAUGAUUUUUACAAUGCAUCUCUUUGUUUUUUUCCAGGAAUAGUGGUAGGCGCGUUUUAUCUGUGCUGGAUUCCAUUCAUGGUUGCAGUCAUCCUGAGUGCCUUUUUCAAGAAGUUAAUAACUCCUGUUGUAGUUCUUGUCAUAUCUACACUUGUCUAUAGCAACUCUGCUAUGAAUCCAAUCCUUUAUGGCUAUUUAAAUCGCGAGUUUCGUUUACCUUAUAAGAGACUGUUUUCAAAAUUUUUUUGGCCGUGCAAGUAG
Porites evermanni is the source of this 4946-nucleotide messenger RNA. The record is from the annotation of a GenBank genome assembly. Lineage: Eukaryota; Metazoa; Cnidaria; Anthozoa; Scleractinia; Poritidae.